AUGGCGGCGCCAGCCCCAAGAAAUCACAGCUUCGCAGCUGAGCCUGCGGCACCGCGCCAGUUCAAGAAGCAUCGGGUACUGCCUCGGCCGGUCAUCGAUCAGGCGCACGACGGCUCCAGGCGCAAGGCGCAAAGCUCCCAUCUAACUAGCGGGACCCUGGCGCCCAGAAGUUCGACGCCUCACCCGAUGUCAAGCUCAACGCCUCGCCCGAAUAUGAGCUCCCAACCCUUGAAGCACCAGCUCAGAAGAAUAGGCACCGGGCCCGAUCUACCUCCAACGCCACCCGCGCAGUCAAACGCAUCCUCCAGCAGCCAGUCCGCCACGCCAUCGAGCCCGACGAGCACAGAAAGUAGCGUUGGGCUGCCGAAUGUCGUCGCGAACCGACCGCCGGCCACGCCCCCCGACCAGCGCGGCCCCCCGACGCCAGAAGUCACCCCACCGCAUCCCGCAAGCGUCGCCAAGGUGCAGCGUCCAAGCAUCAAGGACCGUAUGGCUUCGGAAAGCACUAAUGGGCCGUCGUCGAGGGCCGAGUCCUUCAUCACCGCUCGGGAGGAAGUGACCUCUUCAGAAGAUGAGGCUGGGAGAUCAGCUGGCUGGCCUCACAGAGUUUCUGCGACUUCACAAAUCACCAUCACUCCUUCUGCCAAGACUGAAGUUGCCGAUGCGGCACGACCAACCACUCCUUUAGACAAGACGACAACCAAGGACAUGGCGCCAGAAGGAGAGGAUCAGACACCAAAAGCGAAAGGCAAAAGCACUGAGCCAGCUGGCAAACAGAACCCUACUGUUAAAGCUGGGCAAUCUCAGGAUGUCUGCUUGUCUAGUGUGAUAAUAGCACAGAAACAGCAGCAUCAACGCCGAUCGCCAGGAGUGUCACGCCCAAUCCUACAUCAUGAUCUUGAUCCUGUUGUCAAGGAUAAAGUGUCCGUUGCUCCUACAGACGCGACAAAAGCUGUGCGCAAAAUGCAACUUCAAGAAGCCGCAUCUGUAACCUCAUCUUCGAAGAGGCAAGAUGAUCAAACGCCCGUCCAGCUGGUUCACCCGCAGGUGGAGGCUACAGCAAAGCGAAAUGCACGGCCACUAAGCACGUCUAGCCAAUCGACGGUGGUCGAAGUGCUUCUAGUGGAUGGACCUCCGAAGAGAGAGAGAACUUUGCGUCAUAUGCGAAAGCAAAGUACUCUGAGAGAUGCUAUUGAUAACAGGGAAGAUGCUGGCUUGGCUGCCAAGAGCGCAGACUUAAAUGAGACUCAAAAAGCCUCGGAAGCCACACAGAGUUCGAAACCAGAAACCUAUGAUCGUGAGAGCCAUCUCUCCACUGUGACAUACUCCACAAACAGAUCUAUAUCUAGCAGAAGUGCGAGACAGGAGAUUUGGCGAAGCGGCGCAAUACCUGUAGUCAUAGUGCCUAGUCGACGAUCUUCCCGAGGUCCUAGGAGCAAGGAGCCUUCUCUUCGAUCGACGUCUAGUAGGCAUUCGGACAAGGCAAAAAGUACUCACUCUGCCCCUGCUCCAGAUCUCGCGCCCUCUAAGAACUCUGGCCCUGUCUUUGAGCGACCUGCUCGCCGGAGUAGAGCAUUCUCCGAAUCUGACGGCUCUGUCAGGACAAUUGACUUUCCCCCCAUGAUUCCGCAGCGAUCCUCGUCGCUCUCUGCUCCUACCAGUCGAAACAUUUCCAGAGCUGGAUCAAUCAAUACUAGCAGUGUCAAAGUUCACAGCGCAGCGAUCGAACAGCAAUCCGAUCGUCAUCUGAGCCAGGAAGUGCACAUCAUCUGCCCUAGCACGCCUUCGUUAGAACCGUUAACCCCUAUAUCUCCGGAAAUGAAAGAUUUAGGAAAGGAAGAACCCUUUGACGGCCUUGGUCUUAGCCAACAUGACGACGUGUUAUCCGUAAAGAAGAUCCCGCUGCGAAACACUCCGUUCUCGGUUGCGUCCAUGGAGACGUGUGCAACAGCUCCAGAGCUGUCAGAAGCUCUUGCUGUUCACAUGUUUCCCCAUCAAAAUUCGUCUGUCCUCAUGGUUGAUCAUUCAAAUCGGCCAUCAGAGGUUCUAGCGGCGAAGCGGAUGUCCAGUCCGCCUAUAUUGAUGGCGAAUUCUGAAGAAGAGAUACUAAUACCCGUCACUCCUCCCCAGAAAAGAUUUUCCUCACUCGAGGUGGACUCUCCUCUGCGCAACCCGCGAGCUCCGCCCCAGCCGCCAAAACAGGCACCUGAACACCCGCCUGCGAUCAAUUUUAUUCCCGCUACGCCAUCGGGAAUGACACCUGCGGCUGAGCGACUCAUCCUUCAAGGGAAUUAUUUCGAAUCGCUGAAAGAGAAGCCUCCCCGGCGGCCCUCUAUCGUCAGGAGAGCGUUCAGCCGACGUCGUCACUCGAUAGCGUAUGUGCCAAGCUCAAGAGGAGGAUUUCUUGCCAGGACAUUUUCCAUGUCGCGCAGAAACCGUGACGACAGCGAUAUUUCUCUUUAUAGAGAUAACGAUAAGCCCAGCGAGGAAGACAAGCUCCAUCCAUUUUGGCGCCCGCAGUGGAUUAGUGACACAGACUCCGAACCUAUGGAUGAUGACGACUACGAAAAUGACGAUUACGAUGACCGCUAUGAGCGUGAUGAUGAAGUCUAUCGAUACCCUCCGGUGGACAAUCGUCCGCGUAGGCCGACAAGGAGCUUCAGCCAAAAGGUGAAGCAGACGUUUACAAUUCUGCCAUCACGAGAGUAUCACGUUGACGACGUGCAUGGACCCCAGCGUCGGACAAUUCGACGAACCUCUAGCGGGAAUCUGAGAAUCGUGCGCCGCGUCAGUAUUGGAUCAUUGAGGCGUCAAGGCCGAAGUGGAAAUGAGAGAUAUACUGUGAACGGGGAGCCUCGUACACGCUUCUGGCGAAACCGUAGCGCUGGCCGAGGCAGUGCACGACGAUUUUCCAUUGGUAGCAAGCUGGAAGAUAUUCAGAAUAUUCCCCAAAGGAUAAGCGAGAGAAGACGCGAGAAACGAUCACAGAGACUCCGACAGAUGAUAAGCGGACCGAAAGUAGUCCGAGACGGUGUUGGCGAAGUCAUCAGACGCUAA
This is a messenger RNA of Trichoderma asperellum CBS 433.97, 3057 nucleotides long. RefSeq lists its product as uncharacterized. The record is from RefSeq and is a predicted model, not a curated record. NCBI's taxonomy places the organism in Eukaryota, Fungi, Ascomycota, Sordariomycetes, Hypocreales, Hypocreaceae.